ACUCCAAAAAACUAGAACAGAAAACACAUAAAAAUAAAAAAAAACUGUAUUAAUAUUCAAAGCAAACAAAAAAAACUGAAAGCUGCAAAAAGCUAAGACAAAAUAACAGAGCUCGUUAACAAGAACAAGUCAUGGAAAAUCUAGAUACCACCAUUGGUAACAUGGAGAACAGUCGAUUCGCCGCUCUCUAUGGCGGUUUGAUCAAGGAGUUGUCCGCUAAUUCGGAGAUGUCCCAGAUGGAAAUCACCUGUUUACUCCUUGUUUAUUACAAGUUCUGCAAAGCCAAUGGGCCCAAUGCUAGGAAAAUGACCAAUAAGCAGUUCUUCGAAAUAUAUUUGGUGUUGUUUAACGUUGCAAGUAGGCAGAUCAUUGAACGCACUCUUCUGGCCAUCACAAAGGACACGAAAUUCGUGAGUCCCCAGGCAUGGAUUAACCUUUUUUAUCUCUACACAACCAGCGACAUCCACGUGCGAAUGAAAUUUGCCUUCGAGGUGUACGACACGAAGGGAACCGGCGUUAUUGAUCGAGAACAAGUCGGCAGGGCAUGUGAUACCUUUUUUGUCGGGGACGACGAAGAUGAAAUUAACGAACUUAAGGCGGAUAUGACUGAGUUCCUAAUGAAAAAGUUCGAUCUGGACAGGGACGGCGUUAUUUCUUAUGAGGACUAUUCCACUGUCGUCAUACAGCAGCCAGUUUUAGUCGAAUUCUUGGGCUGGUUGUUCCCAUCGAAGAAAGACAAAGAUCUGUUGGCCCAUUGCAUAAACUUGCAUUUGGAUCUAAAUUAAAAUGACGAAUUUAAUUAAAAUGACGACUUGUGAAAGCUA
Molecule: messenger RNA, 824 nt
Organism: Drosophila ficusphila
Lineage: Eukaryota; Metazoa; Arthropoda; Insecta; Diptera; Drosophilidae
Product: calcium and integrin-binding protein 1-like
Exons: 3
Coding region: 132-785 (217 amino acids)
Molecular function (GO): calcium ion binding
Source: RefSeq, a predicted model, not a curated record